AUGCCUAAUCUCUACUCUACGUUAUGUGGUGUUUCUCGCUACAGUGAACCACCAAGUAUUGGACAAGUCAAAAAACAAAACCAAAAUGUAAAAAGAAGUAAAACAGCCAAUUCGGAUCGUAAAGGUGUACUCACAAAGAGUAAAUCCUUCAUGUUUUUGGAACGACCUGUAAAUAAUUAUUUAAAUGAUGAUGAGGAUGAGGAACAAGAAAUUAUAUUGGCUUCAAGCCCAACAACAUCAGUGGCUUCAAGUAUAGAGAGAAGUGGUGGAGGUUUGGAAUGGGCCGAUACAAAUUUUAAUGUAAAAAAAGAUAAACCAAUACAGAGAAAAGCAAUACAUGAUGUACCUCCACAAGUUGCUGCUCUCACUGUAUCGGAGGGAAUUUCAUCUAGUGUAUUUCCAGGAUCAACACUUUUAGAUAAACGAAAUCAAAAGAGAAAAUUUGAAAUUGUCAACUCCAAGUGGAAUGAUAAUACCCCAAUGAUUAGUUUAUCUCAUACCCAAACAAAUUCUAAAUUUUCAUCUCAAUCACAAGAAGAAUCUCGAAAAAGGAAGAAACAAUCUAAUGAGAUUUACAAGACACAACCAAAAUCAUUAUGGCAAUCUUUAUUCGAGCUAUAA
Molecule: messenger RNA, 621 nt
Organism: Naegleria gruberi
Lineage: Eukaryota; Heterolobosea; Eutetramitea; Acrasida; Naegleriidae
Exons: 1
Coding region: 1-621 (206 amino acids)
Source: RefSeq, a predicted model, not a curated record